CCUGCCGCAGAGCAGAGGAGCGGCGGGAGAGGAACACUUCGCCUAGGCUUUAGCAGCGCCGGCAGGAUGGCGACCGUGGUGGUGGAAGCCACCGAGCCGGAGCCAUCGGGCAGCAUCGCCAACCCGGCGGCGUCCACCUCGCCCAGCCUGUCGCACCGCUUCCUAGACAGCAAGUUCUACUUGCUGGUGGUGGUCGGCGAGACGGUGACCGAAGAGCACCUGAGGCGUGCCAUCGGCAACAUCGAGCUGGGGAUCCGAUCAUGGGACACAAACCUGAUUGAAUGCAACUUGGACCAAGAACUCAAACUUUUUGUGUCUCGACACUCCGCAAGAUUUUCUCCUGAAGUUCCAGGACAAAAGAUCCUUCAUCACCGAAGUGACGUCUUAGAAACAGUCGUCCUGAUCAACCCUUCGGAUGAAGCAGUCAGCACUGAGGUGCGUUUGAUGAUCACUGACGCCGCCCGCCAUAAGCUGCUGGUGCUCACCGGACAGUGCUUUGAGAACACCGGAGAGCUCAUUCUCCAGUCAGGCUCUUUCUCCUUUCAGAACUUCAUAGAGAUUUUCACCGAUCAAGAGAUUGGGGAGCUCCUAAGCACCACCCACCCUGCCAACAAAGCCAGCCUCACCCUCUUCUGCCCUGAGGAGGGAGACUGGAAGAACUCCAACCUUGACAGACACAAUCUCCAAGACUUCAUCAACAUUAAGCUCAACUCAGCUUCUAUCUUGCCAGAAAUGGAGGGACUUUCUGAGUUCACAGAGUAUCUCUCCGAGUCUGUGGAAGUUCCUUCCCCCUUCGACAUCCUGGAACCUCCCACCUCGGGUGGAUUUCUCAAGCUCUCCAAGCCCUGCUGUUACAUUUUCCCAGGGGGCCGGGGUGAUUCUGCCCUGUUUGCCGUGAACGGAUUCAAUAUGCUUAUUAACGGAGGAUCCGAAAGAAAAUCUUGCUUCUGGAAGCUCAUUCGGCACUUGGAUCGUGUGGACUCCAUCCUGCUCACCCACAUUGGGGAUGAUAAUCUGCCUGGCAUCAACAGCAUGCUGCAGCGGAAAAUUGCGGAGCUGGAAGAGGAACGGUCCCAGGGCUCCACCAGCAACAGUGACUGGAUGAAGAACCUCAUCUCCCCUGACCUGGGGGUCGUGUUUCUCAACGUCCCCGAGAAUCUGAAGAACCCAGAGCCCAACAUCAAGAUGAAGAGGAGCAUAGAAGAAGCAUGCUUCACCCUCCAGUACCUGAACAAACUGUCCAUGAAACCGGAGCCCCUAUUUAGAAGUGUAGGCAAUACCAUUGAGCCUGUCAUUCUGUUCCAAAAAAUGGGAGUGGGCAAACUCGAGAUGUACGUGCUCAACCCAGUCAAGACUAGCAAGGAAAUGCAGUAUUUUAUGCAACAGUGGACUGGUACCAACAAAGACAAGGCUGAACUGAUCCUGCCCAAUGGUCAAGAAGUAGAUAUCCCAAUUUCCUACUUAACGUCAGUCUCAUCUUUGAUUGUGUGGCACCCAGCCAACCCUGCUGAGAAAAUCAUUCGAGUUCUGUUUCCUGGAAACAGCACCCAGUACAACAUCCUGGAAGGACUAGAAAAACUCAAGCACCUAGACUUCCUAAAGCAGCCACUGGCCACCCAAAAAGAUCUCACUGGCCAGGUGCCCACCCCCACAGCGAAACAAGUCAAAUUGAAACAGAGGGCUGACAGCCGAGAAAGCCUGAAGCCAGCUGCCAAGCCACUCCCUAGUAAAUCGGUGAGGAAGGAAUCCAAAGAGGAAGCCCCUGAAGUCACAAAAACUAGCCAAGUGGAGAAAACACCCAAAGUGGAGAGCAAAGAGAAAGUAAUAGUGAAAAAAGACAAGCCGGUGAAGACAGAAACCAAACCUUCAGUGACAGAAAAGGAGCUGGCCAGCAGAGAGGAGCAGUCCCCUGUGAAAGCCGAGGUGGCCGAGAAGCAAGCCACCGAGAGCAAGCCUAAAGUCACCAAAGAGAAGGUGGUGAAAAAAGAAACCAAGGCAAAACCCGAAGACAAGAAGGAGGAGAAGGAAAAGCCCAAGAAAGAAGUGGCUAAAAAGGAAGACAAAACGCCACUCAAGAAAGACGAGAAACCCAAAAAGGAAGAGGUCAAAAAGGAGGUCAAAAAAGAAAUCAAAAAAGAGGAGAAGAAAGAGCUGAAGAAGGAGGUUAAGAAGGAGACACCGCUGAAGGAAGCCAAGAAGGAAGUCAAGAAAGAGGAAAAGAAAGAAGUUAAAAAGGAAGAGAAGGAACCCAAAAAGGAAAUUAAGAAGAUCUCCAAAGACAUAAAGAAAUCGACUCCUCUGUCAGAAGCAAAAAAACCAGCUGCGUUAAAACCCAAAGUAGCCAAGAAAGAAGAGUCCACCAAGAAGGAGCCUGCUGCUGCUAGCAAGCUCAAGGACAAGGGGAAAGUUAAAGUCGUUAAGAAGGAAGGCAAGACCACAGAGGCAGCUGCCACAGCCGUGGGCACUGCGGCCACUGCGGCUGCUGCUGUGGCAGCGGCUGGGAUAGCGGCCGGUGGUCCUGCCAAAGAACUUGAAGCCGAGAGGUCCCUUAUGUCAUCCCCUGAGGAUCUAACCAAGGACUUUGAGGAGUUAAAGGCUGAGGAGAUCGAUGUGGCGAAGGACAUCAAGCCUCAGCUGGAGCUCAUUGAAGACGAAGAGAAACUGAAGGAAACUGAGCCGGUGGAAGCCUACGUCAUCCAGAAAGAGACAGAAGUCAGCAAAGGUUCCGCUGAGUCACCUGACGAGGGGAUCACUACCACCGAAGGGGAGGGGGAGUGUGAGCAAACCCCCGAGGAGCUGGAGCCAGUCGAGAAGCAGGGAGUGGAUGACAUUGAGAAAUUUGAAGACGAAGGAGCUGGUUUUGAAGAAUCCUCCGAGACGGGAGACUAUGAAGAGAAGGCGGAAACUGAGGAGGCUGAGGAGCCAGAAGAGGAUGGGGAAGACAAUGUGAGCGGAAGUGCCUCUAAGCACAGCCCCACGGAAGAUGAUGAAUGUGCAAAGGCUGAGGCGGACGUGCACAUCAAGGAGAAGAGGGAGUCUGUGACCAGCGGUGAUGACCGGGCGGAAGAAGACAUGGAUGAAGCACUUGAGAAAGGAGAAGCUGAACAGUCUGAGGAGGAGGGUGAAGAGGAGGACAAAGCAGAAGAUGCCAGAGAAGAAGACUAUGAGCCUGAAAAGGCUGAGGCUGAAGAUUAUGUCAUGGCCGUGGUUGACAAGGCUGCAGAGGCUGGUGUUGCUGAGGAGCAGUACGGAUUCCUGAGCACACCAACCAAGCAACCUGGAGCCCAGUCUCCUGGCCGAGAACCCGCGUCUUCAAUUCAUGACGAGACUCUACCUGGAGGCUCAGAGAGUGAGGCCACUGCUUCUGAUGAGGAGAACCGAGAAGACCAGCCCGAAGAAUUCACUGCCACUUCUGGAUAUACUCAGUCUACCAUUGAGAUAUCUAGUGAGCCUACUCCAAUGGAUGAGAUGUCUACUCCUCGCGAUGUGAUGAGUGAUGAGACCAACAAUGAGGAGACCGAGUCCCCAUCUCAGGAGUUCGUAAACAUUACCAAAUAUGAGUCUUCGCUGUAUUCUCAGGAAUACUCCAGACCCGUUGUGGCAUCAUUCAAUGGAUUGUCAGAGGGGUCAAAAACGGAUGCCACGGAUGGGAAGGAUUACAAUGCUUCCGCCUCCACCAUAUCACCACCUUCAUCCAUGGAAGAAGACAAAUUCAGCAAGUCUGCUCUGCGUGACGCUUACUGCGCGGAGGAGAAAGAAGUGAAAGCCAGUGCCGUGUUGGACAUCAAAGAUGUUUCAGAUGAGAGACUUAGCCCAUCCAAGAGCCCAUCCCUGAGUCCUUCUCCACCAUCACCCAUAGAGAAGACUCCCCUGGGUGAACGCAGUGUGAAUUUCUCCCUGACACCCAAUGAGAUUAAAGUCUCUGCAGAGGCAGAAGCGACAUCAGUCUCUCCUGGAGUGACCCAAGCAGUAAUUGAGGAACACUGUGCCAGUCCUGAGGAGAAGACCCUGGAAGUAGCAUCGCCAUCUCAGUCUGUGACUGGCAGUGCUGGCCACACACCUUACUACCAAUCUCCCACCGAUGAGAAGUCCAGUCACCUACCUACAGAAGUCACUGAAAAGCCACAGGCAGUGCCAGCGGGUUUUGAAUUCAGUGAGGCCAAAGACGAGCAUGAGAGAGCUUCCAUAAGCCCCAUGGAUGAGCCUGUGCCUGACUCGGAGUCUCCUAUUGAGAAAGUUCUGUCUCCCUUACGCAGCCCUCCUCUUAUUGGAUCUGAGUCUGCAUAUGACGACUUCCUCACUGCUGAUAGCAAGGCUCUUGGCCGAUGUACCGAAAGCCCCUUUGAAGGAAAGGAUGGGAAGCAAGGCUUCCCAGACAAAGAAAGCCCAGUGUCUGACGUGACUUCCACUGGUCUUUACCAAGACAAACAGGAAGGGAAAAGCACAGGCUUCAUACCCAUAAAGGAAGACUUUGGUCCAGAAAAGAAAACCAAUGAUGUUGAAAUCAUGAGUUCUCAAUCAGCUCUGGCUUUGGAUGAAAGGAAAUUAGGAGGAGAUGUGUCUCCAACACAAAUAGAUGUCAGUCAGUUUGGCUCAUUCAAAGAAGACACCAAGAUGUCCAUUUCAGAAGGCACCGUCUCAGACAAAUCAGCCACUCCUGUGGAUGAGGGUGUGGCAGAAGAUACUUACUCUCACAUGGAGGGUGUGGCCUCAGUCUCUACUGCCUCUGUGGCCACAAGCUCAUUUCCAGAGCCAACCACAGAUGACGUGUCUCCUUCUCUGCAUGCUGAAGUGGGCUCCCCACAUUCCACAGAGGUAGACGACUCUCUCUCAGUAUCUGUUGUGCAAACACCUACCACUUUCCAGGAAACAGAAAUGUCUCCAUCUAAAGAAGAGUGCCCAAGACCAAUGUCAAUUUCUCCUCCAGACUUUUCCCCUAAGACAGCCAAGUCCAGGACACCAGUUCAAGAUCACCGAUCCGAACAGUCUUCAAUGUCUAUUGAAUUUGGCCAGGAAUCACCUGAGCACUCCCUUGCUAUGGACUUUAGUCGACAGUCUCCAGAUCACCCUACUGCGGGUGCGAGUAUGCUUCACAUCACCGAAAAUGGGCCAACUGAAGUGGACUAUAGUCCUUCUGAUAUCCAGGAUUCUAGUUUGUCACAUAAGAUCCCACCAAUGGAGGAGCCAUCCUACACCCAAGAUAAUGAUCUGUCUGAGCUCAUCUCUGUAUCUCAGGUGGAGGCUUCCCCAUCCACCUCUUCUGCUCACACCCCUUCUCAGAUAGCCUCUCCUCUUCAGGAAGACAUUCUCUCUGAUGUUGUUCCUCCCAGAGACAUGUCCUUAUAUGCCUCACUCACCUCCGAGAAAGUGCAAAGUCUGGAAGGAGAGAAGCUCUCUCCAAAAUCCGAUAUUUCUCCACUCACCCCACGAGAGUCCUCACCUUUAUAUUCACCUGGCUUUUCAGAUUCUACCUCUGCAGCCACAGAGAAUGCGGCAGGUCGCCAAACCUCUUCCCCACCAUUGGAUGCUGCUUCUGCAGAGCCCUAUGGCUUCCGUGCCUCCAUGUUAUUUGAUACAAUGCAACAUCAUCUGGCCUUGAAUAGAGACUUGACCACAUCUAGUGUGGAGAAGGACAGCGGGGGGAAGACACCCGGCGACUUUAGCUAUGCCUAUCAAAAGCCCGAGAAAACCACCAGAUCUCCAGAUGAAGAAGAUUAUGACUAUGAAUCAUAUGGGAAAACCACCCGGACCCCCGAUGUGGGUGGCUAUUACUAUGAGAAGACAGAGAGAACCAUGAAGUCCCCAUGUGACAGUGGGUACUCCUAUGAGACCAUCGAGAAGACCAUCAAGCCCCCAGAAGAUGGCGGCUACGCCUGUGAAAUUACUGAGAAAACCACAAGGACCCCUGAAGAGGGUGGUUAUUCAUAUGAGAUCAGCGAGAAGACAACCCGGACCCCUGAAGUGAGUGGCUACACCUACGAAAAGACUGAGAGAUCUAGAAGGCUCCUGGAUGACAUUAGCAAUGGCUAUGAUGACUCUGAGGAUGGUGGCCACACACUUGGAGACUGUAGCUACUCCUAUGAAACCACUGAGAAAAUUACCAGCUUCCCUGAGUCUGAAAGCUAUUCCUAUGAGACAUCUACAAAAACAACACGGAGUCCAGACACUGAGACAUACUGUUAUGAGACCAUGGAGAAGAUCACCAAGACCCCACAGGCAUCCACAUACUCCUAUGAGACGUCAGACCGAUGCUACACUACAGAAAAGAAGUCCCCCUCCGAGGCACGCCAGGAUGUUGAUUUAUGUCUCGUGUCCUCCUGUGAAUACAAGCAUCCCAAGACGGAGCUCUCGCCUUCCUUCAUUAAUCCAAAUCCUCUGGAGUGGUUUGCCAGUGAAGAGUCCACUGAAGAUUCUGAGAAGCCCCUCACUCAGGCCGGAGGAGCCCCUCCACCUUCAGGAGGGAAGCAGCAGGGCCGACAAUGUGAUGAAACCCCACCCACCUCAGUCAGUGAGUCAGCCCCAUCCCAGACCGACUCUGAUGUUCCCCCAGAGACGGAAGAGUGCCCCUCCAUCACAGCUGAUGCCAACAUUGACUCUGAAGACGAGUCAGAAACCAUCCCCACCGACAAAACGGUCACAUACAAACACAUGGACCCACCUCCAGCCCCCAUGCAAGACCGAAGCCCUUCUCCUCGCCACCCUGACGUGUCCAUGGUGGACCCAGAGGCCUUGGCCCUGGAGCAGAACCUAGGCAAAGCUCUGAAGAAGGACCUGAAAGAGAAGGCCAAGACCAAGAAGCCGGGCACCAAGACCAAGUCCUCUUCUCCUGUAAAGAAGGGUGAUGGGAAGUCCAAGCCCUUGGCAGCAUCCCCCAAACCAGGAGCCUUGAAGGAAUCCUCUGACAAGGUGUCCAGAGUGGCUUCUCCCAAGAAGAAAGAAUCUGUGGAAAAGGCUACAAAGGCCACCACCACUCCUGAGGUCAAAGCCACACGUGGGGAAGAGAAAGACAAGGAGACAAAGAAUGCCGCCAAUGCCUCCGCAUCCAAGUCAGCGAAGACUGCAACAGCAGGACCAGGAACCACUAAGACGGCCAAGUCAUCCACCGUGCCUCCAGGCCUGCCUGUGUAUUUGGACCUGUGCUAUAUUCCCAACCACAGCAAUAGUAAGAAUGUUGACGUGGAAUUUUUCAAGAGAGUGAGGUCAUCUUACUACGUGGUGAGUGGAAAUGACCCUGCUGCUGAGGAGCCCAGCCGGGCUGUCCUGGAUGCCUUGUUGGAAGGGAAGGCUCAAUGGGGAAGCAACAUGCAGGUGACUCUGAUCCCGACACAUGACUCAGAGGUGAUGAGAGAAUGGUACCAGGAGACCCACGAGAAGCAGCAAGACCUCAACAUCAUGGUUCUAGCAAGCAGCAGUACAGUGGUCAUGCAGGACGAGUCCUUCCCAGCAUGCAAGAUAGAACUGUAGAAACCGAAGCCGGCCACACCACAGGAUUUGAACUUUGUUUCCAGAAAUUCUUGAAUUUGAAACUACCUUUUCUAAAACGUCCAUUCAUCUAAUUAAGUCACUGAACAAUUACCUGCCAAAUGCUAUACUGUGUCAUGUGAUGCAAGUCACUAAUAUUUCUCAGUCUUUGCUGAUCGCUAAGGGAAGUAACCAUAUUCCCACAAUAGGAUUCAAGUUACUGCAAAAUUACCUACCCCCCUGUUCAUCUCUGCUGAACAUUUGGAAGCCAUGCACUCGCGCACCCAACUGACUUCUGCUAGGUAUUGGUAUUUGUCUUAGAGAGAGAAAGAGAGAGGGAAAGAGAGGCAGAGGGAGGGAAGGGAGAGAGGGGGGAGCGAGGGACAAAGAGAAUGCAGGAGAGAGAGAAUGAGAGAGAAAGAAUGAGAAAGGAAAAGAAUGCAAGAGAAGGCGAUGUAAUGGUGAAGAGUUCUCAUGUGAUGCCCAGGGAGAAAGAGUGGGCAGGAUGGGGCAUAUGGAAGACACCAGCAACUAGGUCUGCAUUUUCUCUGACAGCAGCCGUUCUGUGGUCUACACCGGUGAAGUGUUCUGUUUUCAUCAGAGUCAUCAGAAAGAGUCUGAAUCUCCUAAAGCAUGUUUCUAAAGAACAGAAAGAAUGAAGCCUGUUAUGAGGGCAUGAGAUUUUUUUCACGCCUUAAUUAAAUCAACGCCUUUCCUAUAAAGGCUGCCCACGGCAUAAUGUAGCAAGUGUAGACUGGACAUGUGAGUGGCUGGAACCCCAGUCAGAACUCUCCGACUUUUCCAACACCAUGAGUAGGUUGAUCUAAGGCAUG
This is a messenger RNA of Peromyscus eremicus (cactus mouse), 8294 nucleotides long. It is a transcript of the gene Map1b, whose product is annotated as microtubule associated protein 1B. Gene Ontology annotation, molecular function: actin binding; microtubule binding. Gene Ontology annotation, biological process: axonogenesis; dendrite development; regulation of microtubule depolymerization. Lineage: Eukaryota; Metazoa; Chordata; Mammalia; Rodentia; Cricetidae. The transcript is spliced from 7 exons. Gene Ontology annotation, cellular component: dendrite; synapse; neuronal cell body. The coding region runs from base 67 to 7464 and encodes 2465 amino acids. The record is from RefSeq and is a predicted model, not a curated record.